AACAGACCACUUUGGAGAAACACGGUCAGAGUGUUACUGCUACCCCCUACUCCAGGACGGGACGGCCGGAGACAUGGACCCCCGCCUGGCCCAGUCUGUUCAGACUGAGAAAGAUGCUAAAACAGAAGGUGUUGUUGUGGAUGCUGAUCUGGCAGCGGCCAUCAUGUCCAGGAGGAUCGUCCAGACUCUGAUCAGCAUGGAGGCCUGGGAGGGAUACGCCUUCGCUGAACACCAGAUCAAUAUCAAGGAGUCACAUGACCUCUACGGAGCUGUGAUGUGGCCCUCGGCCAUAGUGCUGUGUUACUUCCUGGAUACCCACCGGGACACAUACAACCUGCUGGACAAGAACGUCAUCGAGCUGGGCGCCGGGACCGGUCUGGUCUCCAUAGUUACCAGCCUUCUAGGUGCCAAGGUGACGUCCACGGACCUGCCGGAGGUGCUGAGUAACCUGCAGUUUAACGUACUCCGUAACACCAGGGGGCGCUGUAGACACACUCCUCGUGUCACUGAGCUGUCCUGGGGGCAGGAGCUGGAACAACGCUUCCCUCGGGCUACCUGUCUCUACGACUACGUGUUCGCUGCUGACGUGGUGUACUGCCACCCGCACCUGGUGGAGCUCCUGGACACCUUCGAUCACCUGUGUCAGGACGGGACGGAGAUCCUCUGGGCCAUGAGGUUCCGUCUGGACAGAGAGAACCGGUUUGUAGAACGGUUCCAGGGCAGGUUCCAUCUGGAAGAGCUGUAUGAUCUGCCCAGUCUCAGUAUCAAACUGUACCGAGCAUCGAGGAAGGAGAUGAGGAGGAAGACGGACUCAGAGAACCAACCAAGCCAUUGUCGAGAAGGACGUCACACUUGACUCUUGAAGGUCAUUUACCCUUGAGCCGUCAUCCACAGCAUUUGGGGUAAUUGUAGUGUUUCUUCAGCCCGUUAUCUUUUGUUGUAGCUGUCCUCUUUACAGAGGUUACUGUCAUCUUUACAGAGGUUACUGUCCUCUUUACAGAGGUUACUGUCCUCUUUACAGAGGUUACUGUCCUCUUUACAGAGGUUACUGUCCUCUUUACAGAGGUUACUGUCAACUUUACAGAGGUUACUGUCAACUGUACA
Coregonus clupeaformis (lake whitefish) is the source of this 1104-nucleotide messenger RNA. Its product is annotated as protein-lysine methyltransferase METTL21E. Gene Ontology annotation, biological process: peptidyl-lysine methylation. Lineage: Eukaryota; Metazoa; Chordata; Actinopteri; Salmoniformes; Salmonidae. The transcript is spliced from 5 exons. The record is from RefSeq and is a predicted model, not a curated record. Gene Ontology annotation, cellular component: cytosol; cytoplasm. Bases 74 to 856 code for a protein of 260 amino acids. Gene Ontology annotation, molecular function: protein-lysine N-methyltransferase activity.